UAUCAUAGGCUGAUUUGUAAGGGGGUCCAGUGCAAUUUACCCUAAACAAUCCCGCGGUGGCUGCCCGGUGGAUGGUGAUAUACUGAUAUUGGCGAGGGAAAUCCUCUGAAAAUCAGAAAAUGACGAUCGACGAUGAUAGUUCAAUAUACGUGGGAGGGCUUCCGUACGACUCUACCGAAGACAGCCUCCGGCAAGUCUUCGAUCCCUACGGUUCCGUUGUUGCCGUCAAGAUAAUCAAUGAUCGUACUGUUGGAGGAAAAUGCUAUGGUUUUGUUACAUUCACAAAUCCUCGAUCCGCAAUGCGUGCCAUUGAUGAAAUGGAUGGAGGGACUAUUGAGGGGCGUACAGUCCGGGUAAAUGAAGUGAGGAGCAGAGGCGGGAGAUCCAAUUUUGGUCGUGAAAGUUUUCGAAGAAAUUCAGAGAGGGACUUUGAUGCUGAUAGGGGUAGAUCUCGAGAAAAGGAUUAUGAUCAUGAUAGAGACCGCUAUCGGGAUAAUCAUAGAGAACGAUCACUUGAGUUUGAUGAAGAGAGAGAAAGAGGAUAUGAUCAUUUACGUGAACGUGAUCGAUCAAGGGACCGAAUAGCUGAUAGAGAUAGAGUUCGGGAUCAAAAUAAAGGUUUGGACAUUGUUGCACGAGAGCGUGAAAGGAUCCAUGACUAUAAUUGGGAAAGAGGCAGGGUUCUGGACAAGGAGACACAGAGGACUAACAAUCACCACAAAUCUUCUGAGAGGGACAAGGAUCAAAUGCCUAAGUUUCUGGAUAGAUCUUAUACAGAUGAGCAUGGUAAAAGAGAGCAUUUGUCACAAUCUAGUGGUGAUCAUAUUGAGGUUACAAAGCAACUAGAGGUAUCAAAUCAACAGUUUCAAGAACUUCAGAAGGAGGUAUCUGAGAUGGAAGAGUUGGCUAAAGAGAAAAAUGUACUUGUUCUGAAAUUGCAGGAGAAAUCCCAGAAAUUGGAGGACUCGUUGACGGCAGCUAAACGACUGACUUCUUAUCGGCAGAUGCAAUUGGCUAAGUUAAACAAAUUUUACCUGCAAGUAAGAGACUGCAAUGAGAGGCUUAAGCACUCUGAGCACGAGCUUCAGGCUCUUGUUAGUUCAACAAUGUCUGAGAUGGAAUAUGGGGAUGUUAUGGGUGCAAGGGAUGGUAUUUUGACAAAUGGCAGUGCACAAGCUUAAGUCAGGCAUAAGAGUUUUUUUCUAGUUAUAAUGCAGCUAUGAAUUCAUUGAUUGUUAUAAAUAUGUGUACUAUGUAAUGCCUUUCAAGUCAUCCCUUUUGUGCUUUAUAAUUUAUUUACUUAACUCUCAGAGUUAUCUGAUGGUCAGUCCUUGUUAGUUCCGAUCUUUUCCUUUAGGGGAUUGAAUGCUGUAAAUUUUAAUGAGAUGAUUUUGUUUGGGAGAGAUGAAUUUAAAAAGGUGGUAAGACGUGUGAUGUGUUUGGAGGUACAUUUGUGAUUAUUGCUCUAUUUUGAGCUAAAAUAGAAAGGAAUUUGGCUUACAGUU
This is a messenger RNA of Coffea eugenioides, 1505 nucleotides long. RefSeq names its product serine/threonine-protein kinase fray2. The record is from RefSeq and is a predicted model, not a curated record. Gene Ontology annotation, molecular function: mRNA binding. The coding region runs from base 120 to 1181 and encodes 353 amino acids. NCBI's taxonomy places the organism in Eukaryota, Viridiplantae, Streptophyta, Magnoliopsida, Gentianales, Rubiaceae. The transcript is spliced from 9 exons.